ACACAGUGCUGAGGCAGAACGCAGGUUCGUCACAGUGGGCCUCCGUGGGCGGCGCCGCACGCUCGUCACAGUGGGCCUCCGCCGGCUACGCCGCUGCUUCAGUGGCUUGCAGGCACUUUCCUCUUGGAAGUGGCGACUGCUGCGGGGCUGAGCGGUGCUCGCACGCGUCUCGGGAGCCAGGUUGGCGGCGCGAUGAGGCGCAGCAAGGCCGAUGUGGAGCGGUACGUCGCCUCGGUGCUGGGUCUCACCCCGUCGCCUCGACAGAAGUCAAUGAAAGGAUUCUAUUUUGCAAAGCUGUAUUAUGAAGCUAAAGAAUAUGAUCUUGCUAAAAAAUACAUAUGUACUUACAUUAAUGUGCAAGAGAGGGAUCCCAAAGCUCACAGAUUUCUGGGUCUUCUUUAUGAAUUGGAAGAAAACACAGAGAAAGCCGUUGAAUGUUACAGGCGUUCAGUGGAAUUAAACCCAACACAAAAAGAUCUUGUGUUGAAGAUUGCAGAAUUGCUUUGUAAAAAUGAUGUUACUGAUGGAAGAGCAAAAUACUGGGUCGAAAGAGCAGCAAAACUUUUCCCAGGAAGUCCUGCAAUUUAUAAACUAAAGGAACAGCUUCUAGAUUGUGAAGGUGAAGAUGGAUGGAAUAAACUUUUUGACUUGAUUCAGUCAGAACUUUAUGUAAGACCUGAUGACGUCCAUGUGAACAUCCGGCUAGUGGAGUUGUAUCGCUCAACUAAAAGAUUGAAGGAUGCUGUGGCCCACUGCCAUGAGGCAGAGAGGAACAUAGCUUUGCGUUCAAGUUUAGAGUGGAAUUCGUGUGUUGUACAGACCCUUAAGGAAUAUCUGGAGUCUUUACAGUGUUUGGAGUCUGAUAAAAGUGACUGGCGAGCAACCAAUACAGACUUACUGCUGGCCUAUGCUAAUCUUAUGCUUCUUACGCUUUCCACUAGAGAUGUGCAGGAAAAUAGAGAAUUACUGGAAAGUUUUGAUAGUGCUCUUCAGUCUGCGAAAUCUUCUUUGGGUGGAAAUGAUGAACUGUCAGCUACUUUCUUAGAAAUGAAAGGACAUUUCUAUAUGUAUGCUGGUUCUCUGCUCUUGAAGAUGGGUCAGCAUGGUAAUAAUGUUCAAUGGCGAGCUCUUUCUGAGCUGGCUGCAUUGUGCUAUCUCAUAGCAUUUCAGGUUCCAAGACCAAAGAUUAAAUUAAGAGAAGGUAAAGCUGGACAAAAUCUGCUGGAAAUGAUGGCCUGUGACCGACUGAGCCAAUCAGGGCACAUGUUGCUAAGCUUAAGUCGUGGCAAGCAAGAUUUCUUAAAAGAGGUUGUUGAAACUUUUGCCAACAAAAUUGGGCAGUCUGCGUUAUAUGAUGCUCUGUUUUCUAGUCAGUCACCUAAGGAUACAUCUUUUCUUGGUAGCGAUGAUAUUGGAAAAAUUGAUGUACAAGAACCAGAGCUUGAAGAUUUGGCUAGAUACGAUGUUGGUGCUAUUCGAGCACAUAAUGGUAGUCUUCAGCAUCUUACUUGGCUUGGCUUACAGUGGAAUUCAUUGCCUGCUUUACCUGGAAUCCGAAAAUGGCUAAAACAGCUUUUCCAUCGUUUGCCCCAUGAAACCUCAAGGCUUGAAACAAAUGCGCCUGAAUCAAUAUGUAUUUUAGAUCUUGAAGUAUUUCUCCUUGGAGUAGUAUAUACCAGCCACUUACAAUUAAAGGAGAAAUGUAAUUCUCACCAUAGCUCCUAUCAGCCGUUAUGCCUGCCCUUUCCUGUGUGUAAACAGCUUUGUACAGAAAGACAAAAAUCUUGGUGGGAUGCGGUUUGUACUCUGAUUCACAGAAAAGCAGUACCUGGAAACUUGGCAAAAUUGAGACUUCUAGUUCAGCAUGAAAUAAACACUCUAAGAGCCCAGGAAAAACAUGGCCUUCAACCUGCUCUGCUUGUACAUUGGGCAAAAUACCUUCAGAAAACGGGCAGCGGUCUUAAUUCUUUUUAUGGUCAACUAGAAUACAUAGGGAGAAGUGUUCAUUAUUGGAAGAAAGUUUUGCCAUUGUUGAAGAUAAUAAAGAAGAACAGUAUUCCUGAACCUAUUGAUCCUCUGUUUAAACAUUUUCAUAGUGUAGACAUUCAGGCAUCAGAAAUUGUUGAAUAUGAAGAAGACGCACACAUAACUUUUGCUAUAUUGGAUGCAGUAAAUGGAAAUAUAGAAGAUGCUGUGACUGCUUUUGAAUCUAUAAAAAGUGUUGUUUCUUAUUGGAAUCUUGCACUGAUUUUUCACAGGAAGGCAGAAGACAUUGAAAAUGAUGCCCUUUCUCCUGAAGAACAAGAAGAAUGCAGAAAUUAUCUGACAAAGACCAGGGACUACCUAAUAAAGAUUAUAGAUGACGGUGAUUCAAAUCUUUCAGUGGUCAAGAAAUUGCCUGUGCCCCUGGAGUCUGUAAAACAGAUGCUUAAUUCAGUCAUGCAGGAACUCGAAGACUAUAGUGAAGGAGGUCCUCUCUAUAAAAAUGGUUCUUUGCGAAAUGCAGAUUCAGAAAUAAAACAUUCUACACCGUCUCCUACCAAAUAUUCACUAUCACCAAGUAAAAGUUACAAGUAUUCUCCCGAAACACCACCUCGAUGGACAGAAGAUCGGAAUUCUUUACUGAAUAUGAUUUGCCAACAAGUAGAGGCCAUUAAGAAAGAAAUGCAGGAGUUGAAACUAAAUAGCAGUAAGUCAGCAUCCCGUCAUCGUUGGCCCACAGAGAAUUAUGGACCAGACUCGGUGCCUGAUGGAUAUCAGGGGUCACAGACAUUUCAUGGGGCUCCACUAACAGUUGCAACUACUGGCCCUUCAGUAUAUUAUAGUCAGUCACCAGCAUAUAAUUCCCAGUAUCUUCUCAGACCAGCAGCUAAUGUUACUCCCACAAAGGGUUCUUCUAAUACAGAAUUUAAGUCAACCAAAGAAGGAUUUUCCAUCCCUGUGUCUGCUGAUGGAUUUAAAUUUGGCAUUUCGGAACCAGGAAAUCAAGAAAAGAAAAGGGAAAAGCCUCUUGAAAAUGAUACUGGCUUACAGGCUCAGGAUAUUAGGGGCCGGAAGAAGGGCCGUGGUGUGAUUUUUGGCCAAACAAGUAGCACUUUUACAUUUGCAGAUGUUGCAAAAUCAACUUCAGGAGAAGGAUUUCAGUUUGGCAAAAAAGACCUCAAUUUCAAGGGAUUUUCAGGUGCUGGAGAAAAAUUAUUCUCAUCACGAUACGGUAAAAUGGCCAAUAAAGCAAACACUUCCGGUGACUUUGAGAAAGAUGAUGAUGCCUAUAAGACUGAGGACAGCGAUGACAUCCAUUUUGAACCAGUAGUUCAAAUGCCUGAAAAAGUAGAACUUGUAACAGGAGAAGAAGGUGAAAAAGUUCUGUAUUCACAGGGGGUAAAACUAUUUAGAUUUGAUGCUGAGGUAAGGCAGUGGAAAGAAAGGGGCUUGGGGAACUUAAAAAUUCUCAAAAACGAGGUCAAUGGCAAACUAAGAAUGCUGAUGCGAAGAGAACAAGUACUAAAAGUGUGUGCUAAUCAUUGGAUAACGACUACAAUGAACCUGAAGCCCCUCUCUGGAUCAGAUAGAGCAUGGAUGUGGUCAGCCAGUGAUUUCUCUGAUGGUGAUGCCAAACUAGAGCGGUUGGCAGCAAAAUUUAAAACACCAGAGCUGGCUGAAGAAUUCAAGCAGAAAUUUGAGGAAUGCCAGCGGCUUCUGUUAGACAUACCACUUCAAACUCCCCAUAAACUUGUAGAUACUGGCAGAGCUGCCAAGUUAAUACAGAGAGCUGAAGAAAUGAAGAGUGGACUGAAAGAUUUCAAAACAUUUUUGACAAAUGAUCAAACAAAAGUCACUGAGGAAGAAAAUAAGGGUUCAGGUACAGGUGUGGCCGGUGCCUCAGACACAACAAUAAAACCCAAUGCUGAAAACACUGGGCCCACAUUAGAAUGGGAUAACUAUGACUUAAGGGAAGAUGCUUUGGAUGAUAGUGUCAGUAGUAGCUCAGUACAUGCUUCUCCAUUGGCAAGUAGCCCUGUGAGAAAAAAUCUUUUCCGCUUUGAUGAGUCAACAACAGGAUCUAACUUCAGUUUUAAAUCUGCUUUGAGUCUAUCUAAGUCUCCUGCCAAGUUGAAUCAGAGUGGGACUUCAGUUGGCACUGAUGAAGAAUCUGUUGUUACUCAAGAAGAAGAGAGAGAUGGACAGUACUUUGAACCUGUUGUUCCUUUACCUGAUCUAGUUGAAGUAUCCAGUGGUGAGGAAAAUGAACAAGUUGUUUUUAGUCACAGGGCAGAAAUCUACAGAUAUGAUAAAGAUGUUGGUCAAUGGAAAGAAAGGGGCAUUGGUGAUAUAAAGAUUUUACAGAAUUAUGAUAAUAAGCAAGUUCGUAUAGUGAUGAGAAGGGACCAAGUAUUAAAACUUUGUGCCAAUCACAGAAUAACUCCAGACAUGAGUUUGCAAAAUAUGAAAGGGACAGAAAGAGUAUGGGUGUGGACUGCAUGUGAUUUUGCAGAUGGAGAAAGAAAAGUAGAGCAUUUAGCUGUUCGUUUUAAACUACAGGAUGUUGCAGACUCGUUUAAGAAAAUUUUUGAUGAAGCAAAAACAGCCCAGGAAAAAGAUUCUUUGAUAACACCUCAUGUUUCUCGGUCAAGCACUCCCAGAGAGUCACCAUGUGGCAAAAUUGCUGUAGCUGUAUUAGAAGAAAUCACAAGAGAGAGGACAGAUGUUAUUCAGGGUGAUGAUGUAGCAGAUGCAGCUUCAGAAGUUGAAGUGUCUAGCACAUCUGAAACAACAACAAAAGCAGUGGUUUCUCCUCCAAAGUUUGUAUUUGUUUCAGAGUCUGUUAAAAGAAUUUUUAGUAGUGAAAAAUCAAAACCAUUUGCAUUUGGCAACAGUUCUGCCACUGGGUCUUUGUUUGGAUUUAGUUUUAAUGCACCUUUGAAAAGUAACAAUAGUGAAACUAGUUCAGUAGCCCAGAGUGGAUCUGAAAGCAAAGUGGAACCUAAAAAAUGUGAACUGUCAAAGAACUCUGAUAUCGAACAGUCUUCAGAUAGCAAAGUCAAAAAUCUCUCUGCUUCCUUUCCAACGGAAGAAUCUUCAAUCAACUACACAUUUAAAACACCAGAAAAGGCAAAAGAGAAGAAAAAACCUGAAGAUUCUCCCUCAGAUAGUCUCGGUCUCCUGACCUCGUGAUCCACCCGCCUCGGCCUCCCAAAGUGCUGGGAUUACAGGCAUGAGCCACUGCGCCUGGCUGACACAUGUCUUAAUUCUGGUAUUCACCAGAUUUGUUUCGUGUUCUCCGUUGUUAGUCAUCAAAUUUGUCUACUUUUUAAAUAGAAACAUUAGCUAGAGCAAGGAACUUAGAAACACUCAAGCGGCACUGAAUGUGUAGAAUUGCAUAACCAAUAUAGCUUCUUUGCUUUCACAUUUACAAUUAGUUGGAGUUUUAGUUCAGCCGUACCCAGUAUCUUCCAUUCUGCUUCCAGGAAGAAAUGGAAAAAUGUCAGCCAUGAUGAUGCAGUAUUUUAGUAGCAAGUUGAUGGUGUUUUGGUUUCCCAUGGGAAAUAUUGUCACUGGAGCAUUAGCAGCUAUCGGUCACUUAUUAGGGUAAAAAAGCAACUUCAGAAGAAUUUAAUAUAUGCCAAAGAAUCAACAAAGGAAGUAAUCAGCCAGGGCAAAGGUCGCACAAGAGAUUGUAAUCUAGCAAUCAGCAGUGGAAUAAGCAGUCAGCUUACCAGAAACCCAGGAAAAUGCUUCAGAAAGGGCAGUCAGGACUAAGGCAAUUUAAUGAAAUGCAAAAUAAAUGAAAUCUGAAGUUUAAAUAAAAAUCUAGAUUACAAUUCUGGUUUCUAACUCAGUUAUGAGACCUUGGGCAAAGUCAUUAAAUUUCUCUGAACUUCAGAUUUUUGGGAGUCAAUAAACCAAUACAUGUCAAAGGGCCUGGUAAACUUUACAGUUUAGACCAGGCGUGGUGUCUCACCCCUGCAAUCUGAGCACUUUGGGAGCCAAAGCAGUUGGAUCACAUGAGGCCAGGAGUUUGAGACCAGUCUGAACAACAUGGUGAAAUCCCAUCUCUAUUAAAAGUACAAAAAUUAUCUGGGCGGGAUGGCAUGCACCUGGAAGUCCCAGCUACUUGUGGGGCUGAGGUGGGAGGAUGGCCUGAGCCUGGGAGGCAGAGGUUGCUGUGAGCCAAGAUCGUGCCACUGCACUCCAACCUGUGUGACAGAGUGAGACCCUGUCUCAGAAAAAAUAACACUUUACAGUUUAUCAGCAAACAGGAAAGUCUUGCUAGGCAAUGUAAUUGAUUAGUUCCGUGCCCUGGAUUCUGGGCUCUUAACUGUAUGAGCACUGUAGGUGUGAGCAGCAACAAUUAAGAAGCUGCAGAGGUAAAGGUAUAAGGGCAGUGAUUGAGGAUGUCUACCAAGCAGAUUUCAGCAAGUGUGUUUCAAGAAGUAUGCAGCAAUCUGAAAUACCUAAUCCUGAAAAAUUUCUAGAAUCUAGUCUUUUAAUUUUGGCCAGUAUUUAGCAGUAGUUUGGCCCUCUACUCUAAAUUAAUAAAAAAUAAGUAGUACUAUAUUAUGAGCUGUGUUAUCUAACAGUUUAUCUUAGCUAGUAGCAAUUAAUUUAUAGCUGCUAUUAAAAUGACUAACGUAGUUAAAAGUUUGAUGAGUAAGUUUUUUUUUGUUGUUUUUUUUUUUUGAGCUGGCGUCUCGCUCUGUCGCCAGGCUGGAGUGCGGUGGCGUGAUCUUGGCUCACUGCAACCUCCGCCUCCUGGUUUCCAGCAAUUCUCUGCCUCAGCCUCCCCAGCAGCUGGGAUUACAGGCACCUGCCACUGUGCCUGGCUAAUUUUUGUAUUUUUAGUAGAGAUAGGGUUUCACCAUCUUGGCCAGGCUGGUCUUGAACUUGCUGACCUCGUGAUCCACCCACCUUAGCCUCCCAAACUGCUAGGAUUACAGAUUUGAGCCACCACGCCCGGCCUUGAUGACUAAAUUUUAAGAAAUGUUUUAGCAAUUCUUCAUACACCUUUCACUUAUAGUUACUUAAUUCCUCUACUCUUAUCAUUUGAUAUUUUCAUUUUAUUGUGUACCUCUGUAAGGCCGAAUCAAUAGAUUUUGAACAAUCUCACACUUAACCUUUAAAAAAAAUCUAAUAGGCCCAGUUUCCUCUCAACAAUCUUUGAAGAACCUUCGAGAAAGGAGAAACACAGACCUCCCGCUUCUAGACAUGCACACUGUAACCCGGGAAGAGGGAGAAGGCAUGGAGACAACUGAUACGGAGUCUGUGUCUUCCGCCAGCACAUACACACAGUCUUUAGAGCAGCUGCUUAAUUCUCCCGAAACUAAACUUGGUCUGUUACUCUGUCUAAAUAUGUUCUUCUUCUUUAAUUUCACUGUCUUAUUUAAUUACUAUUACUCUAAGGUACAUAUGCUUUUUUGGGCUGCUCCAAUAAAAUUUCUUUCAAUAUUCCACUA
This is a messenger RNA of Homo sapiens (human), 7454 nucleotides long. It is a transcript of the gene RGPD8, whose product is annotated as RANBP2 like and GRIP domain containing 8. The record is from RefSeq and is a predicted model, not a curated record. The transcript is spliced from 21 exons. Bases 193 to 5175 code for a protein of 1660 amino acids. Gene Ontology annotation, cellular component: Golgi apparatus. NCBI's taxonomy places the organism in Eukaryota, Metazoa, Chordata, Mammalia, Primates, Hominidae.